Molecule: messenger RNA, 3037 nt
Organism: Nicrophorus vespilloides
Lineage: Eukaryota; Metazoa; Arthropoda; Insecta; Coleoptera; Silphidae
Product: lysosomal alpha-mannosidase-like
Exons: 17
Coding region: 1-3015 (1004 amino acids)
Biological process (GO): mannose metabolic process
Cellular component (GO): lysosome
Molecular function (GO): carbohydrate binding; alpha-mannosidase activity
Source: RefSeq, a predicted model, not a curated record
AUGAGAACGGUUUUGAUAUUAUUAGUGCUCAUUUAUUGGGCUGCUGGUAAACCUCUCGAGGCGGACACUAGAAGCGAAAAAAAAUGUGGAUAUCAAUCUUGCCACAAAAUACAUCGAACCAAAUUGAAUGUACAUUUAGUGCCCCAUUCGCACGAUGAUGUGGGCUGGCUGAAAACUGUUGAUCAAUAUUUCUUCGGAAGUAAAACAAAUAUACAAAUGGCCGGCAUCCAGUACAUAAUUGGUUCUUCGAUAGACGCUCUACGCUCGAAUCCGGACAGAAGGUUUAUCCAGGUGGAAACUGCGUUUUUCUGGAAAUGGUGGAAGCAACAAUCGGAACAAGUGAGGGAUGAUGUGAGGUAUCUCGUGAACAAUGGAAGAUUAGAAAUCAUCAAUGGAGCUUGGAGUAUGAAUGACGAGGCGGCGACGCAUUAUCAUUCAAUCAUCGACCAGUUUACGCUCGGCUUAAGGACGAUAAAUGAUACUUUGGGUGAAUGUGGACAACCGAAAAUCGGAUGGCAGAUAGACCCAUUCGGCCAUAGCAGGGAGAUGGCUUCAAUCUUUUCCCAAUUGGGAUUCGAGGGUCAAUUUUUCGCGCGCCUGGACUACAGAGACAGUAAACUACGGCACAACAGGUCCGAGCUGGAAAUGGUUUGGCAAGGAAGUCCGUCUUUGGGGAAGAGCUCCAAUUUAUUUACCGGCGUUCUGUACGACUUCUACACGACUCCCGCUUAUUUCUGCUGGGACGUUCUGUGCUCCGACGUUCCCAUAAACAAUGACGAGGAGAGUCCGGAUUAUAACGAGCUGGACAUCGUGAACCGAUUCGCGGAUUACGUCUUGAAGGGUUCGAAAUAUUUCAACACUAACAAUUUGCUGGUGACAAUGGGCGGUGAUUUUACGUAUCAGGCGGCCGAAAUGUUCUUCAACAACAUGGAUAAACUUAUUCAAGGUUUCAGAAAGUUUAGACCCGAUAUUAAUAUUAUUUACUCGACACCAUCAUGCUACUUGAAGGCCGUAAACGAAAUCUCCAAAGGCAAUGGAAUCAAAUAUACUGUUAAAACUGAUGACUUUUUCCCCUACGCCUCGAAGACUUAUUCCUAUUGGACCGGCUAUUUUACAUCCAGGCCAAAUUCCAAACGAUUCGAAAGACAAGGAAAUAACAUUUUACAGGUAACAAAACAAUUGGUGACAUUCGAGAAACUCUUGAACGGAAAAGACUAUUCGAAAAAUUUGACACUGCUGAAGGAAGCAAUGGGUAUAAUGCAGCAUCACGAUGCAAUCACGGGAACCGAGAAGCAGCACGUCGUCGGCGAUUAUGUGCGUCUGCUGGAGAAGGGAAUAAAAGCGGCAGAAACAAACGUGGGUUCGAUUAUUCAUGAUCUACUGAGCAAAGAUGGGACGAGCGGGAACUUGAAAAUUAAAUUGGAAUCGUGUCUACUAUCAAACGUCAGCUAUUGCCAUCCAUCCAAAGCCGAUCAGUUCACAGUCGCUGUUUAUAACCCAUUGAGCAGAAAUGCGUCCCAUUAUGUUCGCCUGCCAGUGGAUAAAACACGCUUUCAAAUAACUGGAUCGAAUGGCGACGAUAUCCCGUAUACAAUAAUGCCGGCUAUUGCAAACUUCACUGACUUCGCCGAUUCAUCGCCAUCUGAUUUGGUCUUCCUGGCUGAUGAUAUUCCUCCGUUAGGUUUGAAAUAUUUUCAUUUGAAGGUUCAACACACCAGAGACAUUCCGAAAAUAAAAGAGGUUGUUCAACAUAGAUUGGGAGAUGAAGUUUCUGGAUUUACUAUCGACGAUGUUACUGGUCUGUUGCAGACUGUAACUUUAAAUGGUGUCACAUUAAAGGUGAAACAGGAGUUUAUGUAUUAUCACGGAGCAAAUGGUUCAAAUUUAGGUGAGGAGAAUCAGGCUUCCGGUGCUUACAUCUUCAGACCAGCGGAUUCCACUCGAACUGCUGUCUCCUUUGCGGACAAAGUGACCUUUACGGUUCACUCGAGCGAGUUUGUGGAUGAGGUCCACCAGACGAUCAAUUCUUGGAUAAAGCAAGUCAUUCGUCUGUACAAACAAGAAAAUUAUAUAGAAUUUGAUUGGGUUGUGGGACCCAUCGACAUCAGUACUAAUUCAGGGACGGAAGUAAUAUCGCGUUUCACGGCCGAUGUGGAUUCGAAUGGAACGUUUUACACAGACUCGAACGGUCGUCAAAUGUUGAGGCGUGUACGUGACUACAGGGAAACUUAUGAUUACACCGAUGAGGAGCCCGUGUCUGGUAACUACUACCCAAUUACGUCAAGAAUUACUCUCAGGGACCAUAGCCGGAAUUUGGAAAUAGCGGUCCUUAAUGACCGGGCGCAAGGCGGCUCCAGCUUACAUGACGGCCAAAUGGAGCUCAUGGUUCAUAGAAGGCUACUCAACGAUGAUGAUUUUGGGGUACAGGAGGCGUUAAACGAAGUGGAAUUUGAUAAAGGCGUCAUCGCCAGGGGCCAGCACUUCCUCACCUUCGGACCCAUUAAAUCUGACGAUUCAAAGACAUCAUCUGCUCUGCAAAGAGAUUUGGCGCAAAAGAAGAUACUAAAUGCAUGGGUAUUUGUUGGAAACGCCACCGGGGACGAGUUUUCUUACGAAAAUUUGAAAGAAAAAAUCAAUUUCCAAUUUUCUGGUUUGAGGCGAAGCUUACCACCGAACGUACAGAUUUUGACGCUGGAGCCCGCAGAUGAUAGAUCGAUUUUAUUGAGAUUGGAACACGUUUUCGAAGAAGGCGAGGACGAUGUCCUGUCGAAGCCGGUUGCAGUUGAUAUAGCGGAUUUGUUUACACUGUUCAAUAUCGAAAGUAUUCGUGAGACUACGCUCGGCGCCAAUCAGUGGCUAGAUGACAAUGAGAAACUCGAGUGGGAUCUGCAUGAAUAUUCAGAUGGAAGGGCAUCUGUUAAUUAUAUUGAAGAGUCUCGUGUCGGCUCAUCUUUGGAUGACUUUGUUGUUACACUCACUCCGAUGAAAAUAAGAACAUUUAUUAUAUAUGUUUAGAAAUAUUUGUAUUAAUUUAAUA